Nomia melanderi (Alkali bee) is the source of this 2726-nucleotide messenger RNA. RefSeq names its product ubiquinone biosynthesis protein COQ4 homolog, mitochondrial. Lineage: Eukaryota; Metazoa; Arthropoda; Insecta; Hymenoptera; Halictidae. Gene Ontology annotation, biological process: ubiquinone biosynthetic process. The record is from RefSeq and is a predicted model, not a curated record. Gene Ontology annotation, cellular component: mitochondrial inner membrane; mitochondrion.
UACCCACGGAACAUAUACCGUACACUCGUACUGUAGAGGACCGUCUAACAAUCUUCUUCGUCUUCGAGCUCGUAGACUUGGCGAUUUUCCAUUUAUUUCAUUUUACGAUCCUUUUACCAAGCACGUACAUUUCAUAUCGCAGCCUUGCAUAGUCGAGUAGUUGACCGUUCGAUUCGGGUAGAGUCCGCUGAUGCAUCGAGGCAUAUUUCACGAUGUCGGUAUUUCAGAGUCUGCGUUCGAGCGAAGGAGACACGAAAGCGAAUCGAAACGCGAAGUUAUCGUUAAACGUUCUCUGAAAGUUGUUUAACUUUUGGUUAAGUAGUUGUCAACGACUCGAUCGUUGGGUUUGAUAACGCGAAGAAUCUAACGCGAGAAAUCAAUAACCGUCGACACAGUGAACCGUAUGUAAUGAAAAUAACGGCAAGUAGUUUUCCUACGUUCCCAAACUCCGUCGUAGAAGCGAUUAGAAGUAGAAUCGUGCGAGUAACGAACAGAGGGAGUUUCGGAUGAGAAUGAGAAAACCGAGAGCAAAAGCGAAAGCGAGAGCGAGUACGCGCGUGCCUGCGUGUAGACGUUGCGCGUCGCGUCGUGUCGUGUUCGCGUUCGUGUUCGUCGGGAACUACCAGACGAAACGAACAACUCGACGAACGCGUCGAUGAAAAGCGUGUCCGGAAUGAAGUAGAAAACCGAACAAACCUUCGUCGCACGAUUCAAAGUCGCGUACACGGGAUCGAUUUAAAAGAGUGAAGUGAAACCGCGCGUACUUCCGCCGAGAAGAUUCGUCGAGUGUGCGAACCGAGAGAAGAGAAAGGGCGAACGCGGAGAAGGAAACGAGAAGAAAGGAGAGGAAGAGGAAAACGCAAGAGAUGUUGAGGUUAAACCAGAGAAGCUCGAUCCAAAGGUUUUUCAGCGACGCGUCGUUUGCGAGGGAUUACGCGAACGAUCGCGUCCACUUGUCGCGGGUGCAACGCGCGAUACUGACGGUAGGUGCCGCCGCGAUAUCUUUCGCGAAUCCGUUUCGCGGGGACAUGAUCGCGUGCCUGGGAGAAACCACCGGAUCCGAAGGCCUCGCUCAUUGCCAUCGAAGGUUGCUCUCCACCGCCGAGGGACGUCGUAUCCUCGAGCGAAAGCCACGCAUUUCCUCCUCGACGAUCGAUCUGUCCGCGCUGAAACGCUUGCCGGUGGGGACCGUCGGCAGGACCUACCGCGAAUUCUUGGACGCGAAUAACGUGUCACCCGAUUCUAGGCCGUUGGUCAGGUUCGUCGAGGAUACCGAAUUGGCGUACGUGAUGCAACGCUAUCGAGAAACGCACGAUAUUUUUCACGCGGUGCUUAUGAUGCCGACUACGAUGCUCGGCGAAGUAUCGGUCAAGUGGAUAGAAGCGUUGCAAUUGCGUUUACCGAUGUGCCUCAGCGGAGCGAUAUUCGGGGCAUAUCGGUUGCGUCCAAGGCAGAGGAAGCUGUACCUCGAGUAUCAUCUCCCAUGGGCCAUUCGAACGGGAAUCGACGCGAAGUUCUUGUUGGGCGUUUACUUCGAGGAACGCUGGGAACAGUCGCUCAAAGAUUUCCACCGAGAAAUGAAUAUCGUGCCACUGGUGGAGGAUCAACCGACGCCGGAACGGUCCGAUUAGACGCGGUACGUGCCUGGCGGAUCGUCGAUUACCGAGUUCCUACUUAGUUCGCUUUACGCUUUGCACGCUGGUCGUGUCGUCUCGGCUGUGAACGUUCAAGCAGUUUUACGGGGAUAGUAUUAACAAUAUUUAUUCGUCGUAACGUUGGAAAUAUGAAGAAUAUAAUUUUUCAUGGAAUACGAGUGUUAUUUCUAUUACAAAUUUCGAUAUCGAGUACAACCGUAAAUGGAAAGGAGAUCGUUCGAUAGACGAGAACGCGCUGCAAGAUGAUACGGUCGAUCGUCGAAUCGAAAUCAGGGAUUUUACAAAUUUGUUCGCUUGCAUACAAGUAUAUAUAUAUAUAUAUAUAUACUUAUAUUUAUAUGCACCGGUGAAUCGACAACUGUCGUUUCGAUACACGUGUCGCUUGCUCGAUGAAAUUGAUUGUCUCGCCUGGUUUAGAACGGUUCGCUCGCAAAUUCUCUAGAAAUACCGUCGCUCGAUCGAUGGGUCAGCCCCAACCUUCUUUGGAUCGAAAUGUCUGAAAAGAAACUGGUUACCGAGCGACCGAACGAUCGGCCCUGCGUGUAAAUUGUCGAGGAUACCGAUCUGCAAAGUACUUACACGCGACCCCUUCUGUCACCGAGUGCGUUCGUUUAGAAUCGAAAGGAACGCUUAGCCUAGUCGAAAGCUUAAAAAAGUAAUAGGAAACAUCGAUUGUUCGCGGAACCGAUAAUAACGUGCUUUCCUUGCACCGUCUUCUUACGAACCCGCACAGUCUUAUUCUACUUACAUGAUACUCGUAUAUCGUAGGUGUGGCGUUGUAUGGAUCACCGUUUUAGCCGACACCGAAAAACGCUCGAAAUAUGCGUCAAGUUUCACGACUGGAUGUAUCGCCGUAUCACCACCGUACAUGUAUAUUGUCGACAAAAAUAUUCAGUCCUCGAAACUAUUUGGGGAAAGGUUUUUCUCGACGAUUUCCGGCCGCGAUCACUGCUGUGCUGACGAUAAGACCAUAGCGCGUAAUGUCGCGUCCCUCGAUUACGAUAAAUCUAUUAGAUACAAUUUACAUGUAUUCCUAUAUGUAUACGUGAAGACCAAGUCCAAUAAACCUAG